UGAUCGCGUAUAAAGUAUAGAUGUCCAGAGUUUCCAUGGUAACAAUAGAUGUAAAUAUAAAUCGUGACUAGUACACUUUAGGUACGAUAUGAGUUUACUACCAGUUUGUCACAUGAGUUUGCAUAAAUCAUUAAAAUUAAAUACAAAUAAAACAUAUUAAUGUACCAUAUUUUAUAUCCCAAAAAAAGUAAAAUAUAAUAUGUACCAUGGAAGAAGAAAUAGACCUGGAUGUUAUAAAAGCAACGCAAGUAUCACUAGGAAAAUAUAUUAAACGACCGCCUUUAAGCGAAAAGUUAUUAAAGAAACCGCCAUUUCGUUUUUUGCAUGAUAUUAUUACUACUGUUUUAAAGACCACGGGCUUCUUCGAAGGGUUAUAUGAUGAAAAUGAAUUGAUAUCAGAAAAUGUAAAAGACAGAGAAAGUAAAAUAUCAUUUCUUAAUAAAGCUAUAACAAUAUUAAGUUCAACUACUGGAAAAUCACUUUUAGCAAAGCCCUCUAAAAUAGUAGCUGGUCAAGAGCCAAUAAAAACAAACGAGUUGCUUCAGUGCUUAGCUUCAGCUUUAGAUAACAAUUUAAGUUCUGACGAAGCCGUAAAAAAAUAUAAAGAGAAUACAAAAAAAACAAGUAAAGAUCGAUUAGAACAAAAAACAAAAGAGCCCAAUAAACUCAAGAAAAAAGGCCAAGACCCGAAAAAAAGUGAAAACUUAAAAAAUCACAAAACCGAAUCCAGUGAAAUUAUUAAUAUUAAGAAAGAUAAAGAAAAAUCUAAUGAUAACAUCAAAAAAAAGGGAAAUGGUCCUGUCAAAAAUGAUUUACGCAUUAAAGAUACGCCCGUUAAACUAAUACCUAAAAAAGUAACGAGUGAGACUAAAUUACAGUCGCAAAGCAAAGUUCGGUCAACACUGACAGUUGAAAGUAGCAAACAGGUAAAUCAUGAGGGAAUUGAAAGUACCGACGAAAACCAUACCAAAGAUAUUACUUGUGAGGAAUCAACAAACAAUACCGAAAUUAUAGAAGUACACACUGGCGGAGAAGACAAUAUAACACAUUCUACUGCAGAAGUAGACAUAACAUCUACACCGAGUGAGAUCACUGCAGACGUAGAUAGUCAUAAAUUAAUACAGGACAAUUCAAAUGAUAAUAAAAAAUGUAUUCAAGAAGAGCCUAAUGAAAAUAUAGUAAAUGCUCGUAAGAAUAGCCUGCAUAUAAAUGAGAAUUUAAUACACGAAACACAAUUAAGUAGUAUGAUAGAAAACAAUCAUGUAAAUGGUUCAGAAAGUUUAAUAAUACCUUCAGUGCAACCAGAUCUAGAAAAAAAUGUGUGUUUAUCAACUCCUAAAAAAAACGACUCAAAUAUUGCUCGAUCAGCUAGCGUGCGACCUUCAUCUUCUAGACCUGGAGCCCCACGCCCAAAAGAAAAGUUCGAAAAUGUUAUGCCUGACACUGAUAGUCAUCUUCUUGGUAAAGUAAAUAUUAUAACGGAACACACUCAAAAUGAAGAGGACGACGACUCAAGUUUAAUAAUCACGGAACAACAAGAGGGUACUUUAAUAAUGUCGAAAGAGAACCACCAAAACCUUACUGAAUCACUAAACGAUCAUGGUCAUUUAGUGCAACAAAUUCUAGAUUCACAAAAAGAAUUUAGUCAAGUUACUGGAAAAACAGAAAUCGAAUGGCAGCUCGGGGCGCAAAAAGCUAAAGCAGCACAACAUAAGGAAGUUGAACUAUUAAGAUAUAAUAUUCAAGCUCUAACAAGAGUAACUAACCCUUUAGGAAAAUUGUUGGACCACAUUCAGGAAGAUGUCGAAGUAAUGCGGCAGGAACUACAACAGUGGUCGAACAUUUACGAAGAGGUGUCAAAAGAAAUAAGUAAACAAAAAGCGUUGAGUGAACACUCUCUUCAUCCUCUUAAUACAAAAUUAAAACAAUUAGAGUUGGAUAUACAAGAAAAAAAUGAAAAAAUUAAUGAUGUCAAAGUAUUGAUUUACAAAAACUCAUCCAGAAUCGAAAAACUUUUGUCGAAUGGCAAUGUGCAAUAAUGAUUUCAUUGUUAAUCAGGUUUAAUUUUGUAACUUAAACCAAAGAAUUUUGUUAUUCGUGUGCUAUAAAUGUACACAUAAUAUUAAUUUUAUUUGAUUAUUUUUGUUAUGUCUUUGCCUAAUGGUAUGACUAUAGCUUUGACCUAUGCACUACUUAAAUGACAAGUGCUUAAUGUUGAGUAGGACAUACAAGA
Molecule: messenger RNA, 2233 nt
Organism: Manduca sexta (tobacco hornworm)
Lineage: Eukaryota; Metazoa; Arthropoda; Insecta; Lepidoptera; Sphingidae
Gene: IFT54
Product: TRAF3-interacting protein 1
Exons: 6
Coding region: 207-2039 (610 amino acids)
Biological process (GO): regulation of microtubule cytoskeleton organization; intraciliary transport; cilium assembly
Cellular component (GO): axoneme; centrosome; intraciliary transport particle B
Molecular function (GO): microtubule binding
Source: RefSeq, a predicted model, not a curated record